UGCAUGAUGUUCUCUUUCUAGAAAGCAAAUACUCCAGAAAGCCGAAGCUAAGCAGAAACCAUUUCUAAACCCUGGAAUUCACUCUUUCACUUAAUCAGGGCGGGACACGGAUCAUCAAAGCUCCUGAAAGUGAUUCCAAUCAUGCGGAAAGCAGAAGAAGGAUUGGGCGCCAGCAACGGAGCUGAGGGUCAUCCAGGCGAUAUAUUGCUCGCGGUUGACGCGCUGUUGGCGUCUUCAUCUGCGCCUCGCGAUCAAGACUCUGCGUACGCGUUGCCCUCUGCAUCCGAUGAGCUGUCCGCCGGUGGGACGGUGUCUCACCCACAACCAAUCACUGCCACAAACGUUAGUCGUCGUGCAGCUCCUGCUGCUCCAAGUACUAGUCUCCUUCCUACGAGAUCAGGUGAAGCCUUGAGCAUCGAGAUACCAAGCGAGGGGCCGCGAGACCGCAACGAUGACAACCAGGGUCCCUUCAAAUUGGCGAAAACAUUUCUGGGCCUCACUUUCCAAGCUGCCUUGGGCUUAAUGAUUUACCGCGUAACUCCACAGCAGGGUGAUUCGUCUACUAAUCUGUCCCCGCAGGGUGAUUCGUCUGCUAAUCGGUCAUCGUUGUCGGCUAUUCAGUUAAACACGGUUGGGGCGACCACCCUUUUCAGCUUCGCGUCUACCAUGUCGGGGAUGAUGCUGAAGAAUCAUAACCGGAAGGCGGCGAACUUUUGCAGCUACGCCGGCGUUUUCUUGGGCGCGCUGGGUUUUUUUCUCAUGGUCAGCAUAUUCGCCGAAGAGAGCUUGGAUUGGUUGGUGUGGGCGGUCGGCGGCUUUCUGUUGCUGGUCUUUGCUUAUACCAUUCGCCGAGAGAUGGGGAUAUAAUCUCACGUUUCAAUUGUUUUUUUUUUUUUUGAUCCGCCACGUUUCAAUUGUUUGAUCCAGGUAAACAAUGAUGAUUAUACAAAAAUGCUAUUUGCACAACCAUUGUGUUGGUUGUGUGCGUAAUUUUGACCUUCCAGAUGUAUUUGGAUGGUCAAGAUUUUAAAUAAACUCUUCCAAGAAAAAGUCUAACUUUUAUGGAAAAAAGUUUGAGUGAAUU
Molecule: messenger RNA, 1084 nt
Organism: Rhododendron vialii
Lineage: Eukaryota; Viridiplantae; Streptophyta; Magnoliopsida; Ericales; Ericaceae
Exons: 2
Coding region: 142-867 (241 amino acids)
Source: RefSeq, a predicted model, not a curated record